Molecule: messenger RNA, 2102 nt
Organism: Molossus molossus (Pallas's mastiff bat)
Lineage: Eukaryota; Metazoa; Chordata; Mammalia; Chiroptera; Molossidae
Gene: SQSTM1
Product: sequestosome 1
Exons: 8
Coding region: 54-1361 (435 amino acids)
Biological process (GO): aggrephagy; endosome organization; mitophagy
Cellular component (GO): amphisome; aggresome
Molecular function (GO): zinc ion binding; K63-linked polyubiquitin modification-dependent protein binding; protein kinase C binding
Source: RefSeq, a predicted model, not a curated record
CUCGCCCACUGCAGCCGCAACCCCGCCAGGCUCUGACUCCGCUACCCAUCGUGAUGGCGUCGCUCAUUGUGAAGGCGUACCUUCUGGGAAAGGAGGACGCGGCCCGCGAGAUCCGCCGCUUCAGCUUCUGCUUCAGCCCUGAACCCGAGGCGGAGGCUGAGGCCACAGAGGGCCUCGGUCCCUGCGAGCGGCUGCUGAGCCGGGUGGCCGCCCUGUUCCCUGCGCUGCGGCCGGGUGGCUUCCAGGCGCACUACCGCGAUGAGGACGGGGACUUGGUUGCCUUUUCCAGUGAUGAGGAACUGACGAUGGCAAUGUCAUAUGUGAAGGAUGACAUCUUUCGUAUUUACAUUAAAGAGAGGAAGGAGUGCCGGCGGGACCAUCGCCCCCCAUGUGCUCAGGAGGCACCCCGCAACAUGGUGCACCCCAAUGUGAUCUGUGAUGGUUGCAAUGGUCCGGUGGUGGGGACACGGUACAAGUGCAGCGUCUGCCCUGAUUACGACCUGUGUGCGGGCUGCGAAGGGAAAGGCAUGCACAGGGAGCACAGCAAGCUCGCCUUCCCCAGCCCCUUCGGGCAUCUCUCUGAGGGAUUCUUUCACAGCCGCUGGCUCCGGAAGCUGAAACAUGGGCAUUUUGGAUGGCCUGGCUGGGAGAUGGGCCUACCUGGGAACUGGAGCCCACGUCCUCCUCGGGCAGGGGAUGCCCACUCCAGCCCCACAGCAGAAUCCGAGGAUCCCAGUGUGAAUUUCCUCAAGAACGUUGGGGAGAGUGUGGCAGCCGCCCUCAGCCCCCUGGGCAUUGAGGUCGAUAUUGAUGUGGAACAUGGAGGGAAAAGAAACCGCCUGACCCCCGUCUCUCCAGACAGCUCCAGCACAGAGAAGAAGUGCAACUCUCAGCCAAGAAGCGGUUCUUCUGACCUCAGCAAACCAGACAGUGUCAUGGAAGGAGCAGCACAGUCUCUUAUGGAAAAAAUGAACAAGAUAACUCUGCAGUCGGGUGCACAGCCUGAGGAACAGAUGGAGUCUGAUAAUUGCUCGGGAGGAGACGAUGACUGGACUCAUUUGUCUUCAAAAGAAGUGGACCCAUCUACAGGUGAACUCCAGUCUCUACAGAUGCCCGAAUCUGAAGGGCCAAGCUCUCUGGACCCUUCCCAGGAGGGACCUACAGGGCUGAAGGAAGCUGCAGUGUACCCACAUCUACCACCAGAAGCUGACCCCCGGCUCAUUGAGUCCCUCUCCCAGAUGCUGUCCAUGGGGUUCUCUGAUGAAGGCGGCUGGCUCACCAGGCUCCUACAGACCAAGAAUUACGACAUUGGGGCUGCCCUGGACACCAUCCAGUAUUCAAAGCACCCACUGCCCUUGUGACAGUUUUUGCUCUCUGAUUAUCUGUCCCCUCACUUAUCUCAUAGUUGUGUUGAGCUAGUGUAGAAUUCCAGCGCCUCUGUAAGGGCUAGUUUCUCUGCAUUCUUCUUUCAGAAUCGGGGAGGGGGGUGGGAUGCAUAAAGCUACUUAGAGCAGUAGGACAAGUGACACGAGGAAGGAGUUCCAAAUGUGAUGAUGUCUGAAGAGUGUUUACCGGCUUCCUUUAGGUGUCCAGCUUCUUGUAGCCCAGGUGGGCUGGUAGGCAUCUUGGGGCAGAGCGAGGCUCCUCAUUGGGGAGGAUGCUGAGGCCAUCCACCUUAUUUAACUGCUCUCUGCCCACCAGGAUUACACCAGCAGUUCAGAAUACAUCUUGCCUAAUGGCUGUCUGCUUUUUCUUUUUUAAAAUGACUAAUAGAACACUGAAAUGUAGUUGAUUUUCUGCUAGAAACCUUAUAUACUCCAAAUUUAGCUGGAAUAUUGCCAACAUCUUGUCAGGAAGGAGGAAGCUGUCCUGGAGCAAGUACUGGAGGACAGGACAGCCCAGGACGGGGCUUCAUAUCUGGGAAUAGGAAGGGUGACAGGGGAACUGAUGGUGGUUACUGAGCCAUUAUGGUUCUCUCAUUUCCAAAUGUGUCACCUAUUUUUAAAGUAAGAAGAUCCCUUUGUAGCCAUUCUGUUAGCAUAUCUGUAAACCAUCUGUAACUAAAUGGUAUAAGCACCUUAAUCAAAGAUGUUGCAAUGAGA